AUAAAAUAAGUUGGUGGGAAUUAUAAGCGCUAAUAAUUGAAAUGAAACAACCAGUAGGAAGAAGGCGCAGCCAUGGAACCCCUCUCUUUAGAUUUUCUUCCUUCUAUACAAGACUUCGUUUCAUCCUUAUUCUUCUUGCUUUCGUCGCUCUUUUGCCUCCCGUUUUUUUCCACUUCAAGCUCCGCCGUUUGCAUCAGACGAAAUUAAGGAAGUGUGGUUGGCUGAACAAUCCUCCCCUUGUGUGUGCUCAUGGUGGUGACUCAACCAAUGCUUUCCCAAACACUAUGUCUGCAUAUAGUAUUGCUCUUCAUUCUCAAGUAGACUGCAUUGAGAUUGAUGUCUCUCGCUCAUCAGAUGGAGUUUUGUUUGCACUUCAUGACAGGGAUUUGCAGCGGAUAUCUGGUAACAGCACUUCUAAAGUUGGGCACUUUAGAUCAAACGAGCUCAAAGAACUAGAUGUCUAUCAUCAGUCGGGUAAUUCAAAGAUUCCUACAAUUGAAGAUGCUUUGAAGUUGAUAUCAGCAUCAGUUCGGCAGGUGAUUCUAGAUGCCAAGGUGGCCCCAUCAUAUGAAAAGGGGCUUGCAAAUGAUAUUCUUUCCACUGUUGAGAAGAUGCAAUGUAAGAAUUGCCUCAUUUGGGCUAAAAGUGAUAGUUUAGUAAGGGACAUAAUCAAGCUCUCAUCAGAUGUUGCGGUAGGCUAUGUUGUUAUGGUGGAUCCCCAUACUGGUGCUCGAACUAACUUGUUGAGAAUGAAAGGGUCCAAGGUGGCUGGCGUAUAUCAUCAAUUGAUUGAUGAAAGAAUGGUUAAGAUUCUGCAUGGGAGAGAGAAGAAGGUAUAUGCCUGGACGGUCGAUGAUGUCGAUUCCAUGAUGAGGAUGCUGCAUAUGCAUGCAGAUGCCAUUGUUACUAGCAACCCCACUUUACUCCAACGCACUAUGCAAGACAAAAGAACACAAUGCCUUGAAGAAGGUUUUUCUUUAACACGAUGACCAUGCUUGAUUUUUAUCGAUUUCACGACAUUAAUAGUGAUAUGAUAUUGUUGAACAGUUGCAUGUUUUCAGUGCACCUGUCUUUAUUUGUUGAUUUGCGUUUUUUAUCUUUUGAAAUUUGGAUCUUAUAAUUUAUCUAUUCAAGAAGAUACUUAACCUCGAAAGAAAUAGGGAGCAUGUAGUUGGGAGGAUUACCUCCAUUUAGAUUACUUAGAAUAUUAGUGAUAAUGUCAAAUUCUCUUGGUUCA
Molecule: messenger RNA, 1237 nt
Organism: Gossypium raimondii (Peruvian cotton)
Lineage: Eukaryota; Viridiplantae; Streptophyta; Magnoliopsida; Malvales; Malvaceae
Product: glycerophosphodiester phosphodiesterase GDPD4
Biological process (GO): lipid metabolic process
Molecular function (GO): phosphoric diester hydrolase activity
Source: RefSeq, a predicted model, not a curated record